Messenger RNA from Rhodotorula toruloides NP11, 1620 nucleotides. RefSeq lists its product as uncharacterized. The transcript has 4 exons. Bases 1 to 1620 code for a protein of 539 amino acids. The record is from RefSeq and is a predicted model, not a curated record. NCBI's taxonomy places the organism in Eukaryota, Fungi, Basidiomycota, Microbotryomycetes, Sporidiobolales, Sporidiobolaceae.
AUGCUGUGGGGACGUGUACCACUCGGUAUUGGCGUCAGGACGAAACUGCUGUCCGUCACGCCCGCUCUGCAACGACCGGCGGUGUCGCUUCUCUCGACUUUCGCUCCUCCACCGACUGUUCGCCAGCACCUUGACGCUCUCGAACAGUUGCUCUACGUUCGCAUCCCUGCGCGGCAGUUCGUGUACAAGCCUAAUUCGGCUCAGCAGGUUGCUGCCAUCCUCGGCUUCAAAAACGCAUACAGGACUCCCAACAUCCAACGCACUAUCUGCACGGCCGAAGUCGAUGGACGAGUUGGCGCCAUUCCACUCACCAUCGAGCGCAUUGCCGAGUCCUUGACACAUCGCUAUUCCACCGCUGUCCUCCGUCAAGUCGCCGACCUCUUCUCCGACUUCCGUACCCGACCUCCCAAUGGCGGCCUCUACCUCCCGUCAAGCCUGUACCAGCCCCGCGCGCCGUCUAAUAAACCAUCGACGUAUGGAAGCGGAAACGAACUGCAAGAUGAUCUGUUGCGCGAUCUCUGCGAGACUGACAGCAUCUUGCACUUCCUCGAUGGUGAAGCAUGGAUGUUCGGGCGCGGUUCGUGGCAGAUUCGAGCGGACGUGGUGCCGGUUACGGACGCCGAUUUUGAGCUGACCAGGGAAGGCGAGUGGGACGGCGCCGUCAUAAUGGCCGAGGCGAUGACCGACAGCCGGUUCAGGAGAAUGCGCACGGUAUUGUUGGGUAUGGGGGUUUUCCCAUGCAUGGAGGAGACCAGUAGGGGUGUGCCUCGUUACUGGGAUGAAGCAAAAGGGAAAUUGCGGGCCCUCAACUCAUACCUCCGAAUCGCCGUCCAGAUCAACUCGACCAUCACGAGUCGAAUCACACGGUCCAAGUACCAUGGCCUCGCGCACCCCUACAUCCCGCUCAUUGUCACGAAUGGCUCGCUCUUCUUCGUCGUCCUCGGCAAGAUCGACGCGAUAGACGGCAGGCUGUACGGUCGAAUUGGCUUCACAAGGAUAGAGUCCUUCGCCGACGUCCCCUUGCGCGCUCUGCUCUUUGCCCACGCCCUGAUGCAUCGACUCGACCCGAUUCUUCCUCCUCCUCCCGGCUUCGCUCUCGUCCAAGCUUUGAAAUCCACGAUCCAGCCUUCUGACGCCUUCACGUCACGAGCAAAGGCGGAGGAGGCGCUUUGUGGACCCGGAAUUGCGAAAAAGGCGGACGACAAGACGAGCGCGACGGGGCAGCAGGAGUCGGACGGCACGGAGGGCGGGAACAAAGGCGACGCAGGAGGUCGUGCAGGAGGCGUUGCAGAAGGUGGCGUGCCGCGCGGUGUUCGACAUUUCUCCGCGUCGUCCAGCUUCGUGAUGCGGCCCAGGGCGAGAGAGGAGAAGGAGCCCGCGCUGCCGGCUCGCUUCAAUCUCGUCGCUGCUUGGUGGGGCAACGGCCGGGGUCGCUCACAACCAAUCACCUAUGAGCUCGUGACGGUAGGUCUGCUCACCCGAUUCCGGCGCUUCCAGCUGACUUUCUUCCUCGCAGGCGCGACACUCGCUCCCCGCCAGCGAACCCAUCCCGACCGUCGUGAUGGACCAGCGCCUGAGCAAAAAAGGCUCGCUUUUCAUCGCCAAAAGUACCGCGACUGA